AUGACUGGUCGUGGUGGUGGCGGCGGUCGCCGAGUUCUACUUCCUCCCAUUAAUAUGAUCUUCAAGCUUCUUCAAUCCAAUGCUGUGGUCAGCGUUUGGCUGUACGAGCAGCUUUCGAUCCGUAUCGAGGGCAAGAUUCGAGGAUUCGACGAAUUCAUGAACCUUGUCAUUGACGACGCCGUGGAGGUUGCUCAAGUCACGAAAAACAACGACAAGGAGACGAGAAGACCACUAGGUCAAAUCCUGCUCAAGGGAGACAACGUAUCACUGAUUCAGAGCUUGUCACACUAA
Metarhizium album ARSEF 1941 is the source of this 291-nucleotide messenger RNA. Its product is annotated as LSM domain-containing protein. The coding region runs from base 1 to 291 and encodes 96 amino acids. NCBI's taxonomy places the organism in Eukaryota, Fungi, Ascomycota, Sordariomycetes, Hypocreales, Clavicipitaceae. Gene Ontology annotation, molecular function: RNA binding. The transcript is spliced from 5 exons. Gene Ontology annotation, biological process: spliceosomal snRNP assembly; mRNA splicing, via spliceosome. Gene Ontology annotation, cellular component: U4 snRNP; U4/U6 x U5 tri-snRNP complex; U2 snRNP. The record is from RefSeq and is a predicted model, not a curated record.